UCGGUUGUUGAGAAACAUUUACAAUAGAGAUUAGAGGUAGUGAAGUUCGCAACAUAUAUCCAGACAGAUGGCUACUCUUCUUCAGUUCCAGUUCCAUUCUAUUUGUGAGAAUUCUCUGCGGAAGGUUAAGCGAAAGCCACAAUUCCAGAGAAGCGCCAAUCAUGGGUUAUUCCGUGUAUCUGCUGGUGAAUCAGGAAUACAAAAGACAACAGAGGCACUAGUUGUAUCCAGAAGUCCCGGCGUAUUGGAUCAUGUCUUUCUGAAUUUAUUCCGCAACAAGAUGGUGCAGGAAGUUGGAUGGGAUUCGGAGAAGGCGGGUUACGAUGGACUAAUAGACGUAGCCAAUCGUCUUAUGCUUGCCAGAACCAAUUCUCAAACCCAGGAAGCAGCGGUUCGCAUAUUAAGAUCGUUGUUUCCUCCGUUGUUGUUAAAGCUCUACAAAAUCCUCAUUGCGCCUCUUGCUCAAGGAAAAGUGGCUGCUGUAAUGGUUGCAAGGGUGACUGCAGUAUCAUGUGAAUGGCUGAUGGGUAGUUGCAGGGUUAACACUGUGGAUCUUGGCAAUGGAUCUUCAUUGCCGAGUGGGGUGUUUGUUGAAAGAUGCAAGUAUCUAGAGGAAAGCAAAUGUGUGGGGAUAUGUGUGAAUACAUGUAAACUUCCUACUCAGGCCUUCUUUAUGGAUCACAUGGGAGUGCCUCUAGUUAUGGAGCCAAACUUUAAUGACUAUAGCUGUCAGUUUAAAUUUGGAGUUUCUCCUCCGGAAGAGGAUAGCAGUUUGAAGGAGCCUUGCCUGGAGGUAUGUCCCAAUGCCAUCCGCCGCAGAACAACCACAACACUUGAAAACAAGUGCCCAAAGGCAUAAACCAUACCACCGAUACCAUGUAUCAAACUAACAUCUAUCUAUCUAGUUUUGAGAGCAUUUAAUGUUGAUGUUUGUUUGUUUGUUACAGACUACUGAAAAGAAAUGUAUAUUUCCUCCCUUUACCCCA
This is a messenger RNA of Lactuca sativa (garden lettuce), 986 nucleotides long. Its product is annotated as beta-carotene isomerase D27. The record is from RefSeq and is a predicted model, not a curated record. Gene Ontology annotation, molecular function: iron ion binding. Lineage: Eukaryota; Viridiplantae; Streptophyta; Magnoliopsida; Asterales; Asteraceae.